Porites evermanni is the source of this 969-nucleotide messenger RNA. NCBI's taxonomy places the organism in Eukaryota, Metazoa, Cnidaria, Anthozoa, Scleractinia, Poritidae. The record is from the annotation of a GenBank genome assembly.
AUGUCCAGUGAGACAGCUACGAGUUCACCCUUGUCAGUAAAUGAGGAUUCCUUUGCGGAAUAUUUUAAGUCCGUAAAGGCAACAGUUCCCACUAACAUGCAACUGAGAAUCCCAGAGGACACGAACAGUGUUCCCGAUGAACUGUUGUUGUCUGCAGCUAAUGCCAUAUAUAGUUUACCUGUUCUUCCAAAAACUACUCCAAAACCUCAAACAGAGGAGAAACAAGUUGGUGCAUCUAAAGGUAAAUAUUCUAAAACCGAUGUCUUUAAAAGAAUUAUCUCCAACAUAUUUCUAAAAUUUCUCCCUCUCUUUCUCCCUAGUAGUUUAUAUUAAUCAUGCAAUGAAAAGUUAUUUAUGAUGUACUGAAAUAUAAAUAUGGCCAAAUAUGAUAAAUAUAAUAGCUAGUAAUAAUAAUAAUGACAGUGAUAAUAAAUAAUAAGAACUAAUGAUAAUAGUAAUAAUAAUCAUCGUCAUAAUCAUAAAAACAAGAAUAAAUAAAAUAAAAGAUAAUAAUAAUAAUACACUUAUAAGAAAAUCAAUUUCAUACACAGAACACCCCUUGCCUGAGGAUAGAAAAAGAGCCUACCCAAAGAAGACCACAUCUGGGUUUCUAAGGGAAUUUUUGAACAGUCUUCCAGUAAAGAUAAAGCAGAGCUUGACAUGUCAAUGGUAAACAAGUUUUGGUGGUAUCCACCCCAGCCGUCGUUAAGGGUGCAUGAGCAUCCCACUGUAAACACGUUCUUUACAUGGCGCCUCCUACUAAGGAUGCCAAGGAAACUACGGCAAAUGAGGUUGCAUUGUCCACACGAUGAUUGUGUCAAGCACCCUCUUACCAGUGCAGGCCUGCACCCACAUGUUAGACAGGUGCUUGACCUGGAUGGCUACUACUCCUUGAUAAGCGAGUAUCUCGAGGGUUGGAAGUGUAAGAGGAAAGUUAUUGGCUGGAGUCAGGGUAUCCUUGAUCAGUAA